AUGGUGGAAGAAUUUACAGACUGCCUCAGCGAAAAAGAAAUCAACGUCGCAUUGGUACGAAGUGAGUUAAAUGAUUUGAAACAACACAUUAAAUCAGAAGAAGACUACAUCGGAAAUUUAARACACGAAGUUAUUACGUUAGGGUAUGCAUUGGACGAAAAAAAUAAAACCAUACAAGAGAUGUCAAAAGCCCAAAGUAAACAGCACACAGCAACGCCGCGGUYCUCUUCGUUGAUAUCCGAUAAUCAAUUGCACAUUAUGAGUAAAUUAGAAGAACAAAUGGACCAACUACUAGACAGCUGUUUUGCCUGGAAUAAGACUAUAGUCGGUUAUGAGAAAGUGUUGUUCCACAUGCAAAAUUCCAUCCAACAACAGUCCGACAAAGGAAACAACCGGAUAUCUAUAUACCAACACCUUAAAGAUAUCGAGUACAAACUAACGUUGACGGAAAAUUUAGCCAAAGAAAAGGAAGUUAUUAUAUUCCAACUACAAAAUGAGAUGGAAGAUAUAAAAGAAAAAUGCAAUUUAAAAAUCACACACAUGGAAGACACAGAAGUUAAUUUGAGAAAUGAAAUUUGCAAUUUAAAGGAGAGUUUAAAACUGAAAAGUUCGCAUUUAAUGAUAGCCGAAAAAAUAGCAAGUUUACAGCUAAAAGAAUCUCUAACUACUAUUGACCAGUUAACUAACACCUGUAACAUUCAAUUAUUGAAAUUAAAUGACAUACAAAAUAAAACUCCCCAAAGAUGCUGCAAUACUCAUGUAUCUAAAACCAAUAAYAGAUUUCAGCAAAUGGAGGCUUUGGUUGACAACAUGUUGAAACUUAGUUUGGAGAAUAAAUUAAUGAAAAAACUUUGCAAAAUUCGAGAGGAAAAAAUUAAUUCACUUGAAAACAGUCCUAAUAGAUGUACAAGGCCAUCAAUAAAGAGAUCAUUUUUAUUAGAAUCCAAUACUAGUAUAAAAUUACACUAAGCCGUUGACCGAGAUCAUGUAAUGUAUAUUAUCAAUUUUGUAGCUUAUACUUUUUAUUUUUCAUUAAAGCUCUU
Molecule: messenger RNA, 1043 nt
Organism: Diuraphis noxia (Russian wheat aphid)
Lineage: Eukaryota; Metazoa; Arthropoda; Insecta; Hemiptera; Aphididae
Source: RefSeq, a predicted model, not a curated record